Prorocentrum cordatum is the source of this 3725-nucleotide messenger RNA. The record is from the annotation of a GenBank genome assembly. NCBI's taxonomy places the organism in Eukaryota, Dinophyceae, Prorocentrales, Prorocentraceae.
GUCUGAGCAUGCGUGAGUCUGAGCAUGCAUGAGUGGAUCUGGGUACCACAAAGUGGACCUGAAGGUUUCCGUAGCCAUUUUGGCUCAAGCUGGGCGUCUCGGCAUCCCCCGUCAGCGCUGACCACGGUUGCUUGCCCUGGCUUGAUGCCGUUUGGGUGGAGCAGGACGACCCGCAUUGUUCCCAGCGAUUUAGAGAGUUCGGUGGUGGUACCGAAGGGGGUUCACGGUAAGCCGCAGAAGGAUGGCAAAGGGGUCGACCGAUUCGGUGAGCAUUGGGGCAUGAGCAGGGAGCAGUGUGAGGAGUUGCUUAUGCAAAUUCGUAUGGACCCUCAUUGGGAUCCAGACACGACCAUGUACACCUUUGUGAACGAUUACGUGAAGCCUCGUACCAUGGGGUCCGGUAUGGGCCUCGCGCUGUUGAUAAACCGCGAAAAGCCCUUGGAGGUGAACAAGAUGGUCUCCCAUUGCUGGGCCGAGAAUGUCGAGGAGUUUCUGGCACAGGUGAUCGGCUCCACUCGUGUUGGUGACGUGCUCUUCAUUUGCGCAUUUUCCAUCUAUCAGUGUGAGGACGGGGCUGGCCCCAGUAUUCAAGAACAAAUCGGGACAGUCCCCUCCGAGACCCCAUUCGGUCGUGUUCUCUCCAAUGUGAAGCGCCUAGACCAGCAGUCUGGCCCACUUUCCAGGCAUGUUGACGUCUUACAGUGGCUCCCCACUGCAUGUUUCUUGAUUUCGUUGUUGCUCUUGUUCGCCUAUCCGCUUUGGUUCUCCCGACUUCCCAAGCUGGAUGGGCAAUGCCAUGGAAUACUUCUCAGCAUCGACGGCAUCAAGCAUAAUGGUCACUACGCUGAUCACUUCGUGGAUCACACUGCAGGUCCAGCAAGAAUGUGUAAGUAUUCGGCCGCAGCUGACGCUGAAAUCUGUGGGACGUAUGUGGCAGAGCCGUGCCCGGAAUACGCGUGGCCUCUCCAAGUUGUGGGCCUUCUUUUCGCCUUGGCAGCCGCCGUCGCGAAGACUCUGCAGGUCUUGGGACCGUCACCUAGGGGGAUGGUCGUCGUACCGACACGGCAGGCGGACAUGUACAACAGGCUUUGGUGCGUCUAUGAAAUAUUCUUCGCAGCCGUCAAGGUCGGCAUACGUGUUGACAUUGCAAAGACGUUGAUCGCGUGUGGUGCUUGCACCUCAGAGAUGGCCAGAUGCUCGAACGAGGAUGACCAGCAGCGCCUCCAGGCAGAGAUCAAAGAAGCUGGUGGAUUUACUUGUGUCGACUCCGCCGUGUUGAGGGAGAGGAGGGAAGCGGAAUUCAAGAUCGCCUUGGGUUUUGCGUCGGCUUUUUUUUUAGGAGUGAUCGGAUCUGUGAGCAGCUUGAUGCUCUUGGGUGUCGAACCUGGCGCCGCCUUGGGCUUCUGCGUAGGCUAUGUAAUGGUGUGCGUGCCGGGAGCCAUCAUCAUAGCCAGAGUGCUCAUCCCGAUGCAGGGGUCCCUUACGAAAGCUCAGGCGCUGCGCUAUGGCUACCUCCUGCCGCUCGCGGUCUGUGGUGUCAGCUCUCUUUCUUUCGCUGUCCUCACCGAGACGUCGAGAGUGAGGUUGUGCGAAGCCAUCGUAAAUGCAGACGGGUCCUUCCAGGAAGUGUCUAACUGCCAGGCAUUCUGUGCUGGUCUGCAGAUUGGAACAACGAUUUUCAGCGGAUGUCAAAUCGGAGGCAUGGUCUUCAUCGUACGGCCCGUGCUUCUGCUCCCAGCAUGGGCCAAGCCACAAAUUCUGCAGCGAGCACAUCUUUGCGCAACGUGUUUUUCCAUGAUCAUGCUCACCAUCGUCGUCCGAUAUCUCGGAGCGUGGGGCCAGCACUUCGGGAAGCUCUUGCCGUGUGAGGACUACAUCGUGGUGUGUUUCUUGCUGUUCUCCUCCAUGUUUAUCUUCUACAUCUACGUCCCCAGCAUGCUUUCCGUCUUCAACGUGCACAUCAAGAAGCAGUGCGCGGGUGGUGCCCAGGACGCGCGCUUGAUCAGGCCGAAGCUGGGGCAGCGCUUGGUGUAUUUCUGGUCAUCUAGGGUGGAUCCCUGGCGCAAUCUCCCGGCCAUGCCCCCCGGGCUUGAUGGUCAGGCUAUGCCUAAUGAAUUGGCUUGCAGAGGCCUGGACGAAACGGUGUGGCAGGGGUGGCUGCAGAAGUUGAAGGAGGUCAAUACAGAGGCGUGGCGUCAUCCAAGCAUGUGGCUGUGGACAGGAUGGAACUUCGCGCUCUGGUGCCCUCUUAUUGUUGUGACACCUAUGUUUACGCUUUUGUAUGGGAUGUGGCCGAUCCUCCUCAUCCCUAGACUUAAGCAGCGGACGCCCUACCAGCGAGGUCUUAAGAAGUGGCUUGCUGACUUCAAUGAGGUGCUCGCCCCUCUUGGAAUGUGGGUCAAGGCACAGACGAUCAAGCGGGGUUCCUGCGAGUUGUCCUUCUUGUCGUUCGCGUUGACACCAGAGGAGUCUGUUUCUUUACAGGGCGAGCCUGUGAUCUGUGCCGGGGACAGCCUCUGCAUUCAAGGAGAUGGCAACUUCGUCGAUGAUGGGCGAUGCCUGCUUGAUCGUGGUCGCGUUGUUUGAGACAUUUUUGAUUGCAAUGCCAGUUUGUCGACACAGAGCCGCAGGGAUGCAGAUGUCGCUCUCGAUGCCAAUCGCGUUUGGGAGGUUCCAGCGGGAGUAUGUGUAGACAUUCUAGCCAAGCCGCACACGUACGAGGAUGGUGAGGCAUUUUACCUCGAGACACGGCGCAUGCGCGAUAUCGGUGAAGACCGCGCGCACCACCUCCGACAACGUGCUGCAUGGCUAAGUGCACCAUCUUCGCCGCUUUUUUUCCCGCAUUUAGGUCCACGCUAUGCUGGUCUCUGAGUGUAGAGCCACGUAGAUGCUGAUCUACGCACAUGUUUUGAUUCAUGAUUGUUUUGAUUCUGGUUCGCUCGUGUCUAUUGGUGGAUGCACUUUCGCGAGAACAGGCGCAGUGUAUCCACGCUCCCCGUGUACUCCGCCAACACGGCGGGGGUACCGCGUGCGAUUUUUUAUGAGCCCGCAGAGCAGGAACCACGGCAGGCACCCGCCAGGAGACGAGCGCGCAAGGUGCUAACCAGAUGUUAGGGGUGGUAUCUACUGGAUUCGAAAAUCGCCAAACUGUUGCCGUCGGUUGCCCUGUCUUUCGCCUCCUCCUCCACGUCCCUGGGCUCCUCCUCCUCACCCUCGUUUCUGUGUUCCUUGAUCACUGUGCCUGGUGUGCACUGCUCUAUGCCCGCCAGGUUUCCUCGCCGCGAGAGGUUUUCGCGUGGCGUGACUCGAGGGACGGGUGGACUGCCCACGCACGGUGCUGCCGCGGCUGGCCAAACCCGGGCAAUGACAGCUCCGACCCGGCAAGCCGCUGGCGCUGCGCCAGAUGCCGACCCCGUGAUCUUUGGUGUAGGAAAUGGUGACGAAGUGGACAAUGUGUGGAAGUGUAUAAUUCGCUGCAUCUGGGCAGCCCCAGCACGUGGGAUCCCCAGCAAAUCCAUGGGUUGCGUGAGCACAGGCUGUUUGUGAACUGCAAUUCUUGCCCUGUUAAACUGUCUCAAUUGUUUCCUUCUCCUUGUAAAUUUGGCUGAUGCAGGAGCGUUGAUCUCUCUCUCUCUCUUGGAUUGCCCUUGCGCUUUCUGUUAAUUCGCACUUCGGCGAUGCCACUCCCGCCUGCUCCGCCCCCGCUGCUGGCAAAAAAAAGUGGA